Dromiciops gliroides (monito del monte) is the source of this 4266-nucleotide messenger RNA. Its product is annotated as zinc finger protein 665-like. Gene Ontology annotation, molecular function: RNA polymerase II cis-regulatory region sequence-specific DNA binding; DNA-binding transcription activator activity, RNA polymerase II-specific. Lineage: Eukaryota; Metazoa; Chordata; Mammalia; Microbiotheria; Microbiotheriidae. Bases 119 to 3433 code for a protein of 1104 amino acids. Gene Ontology annotation, cellular component: nucleus. The transcript has 6 exons. Gene Ontology annotation, biological process: regulation of transcription by RNA polymerase II. The record is from RefSeq and is a predicted model, not a curated record.
GAUCUCGCUGCCUUCUUCCGCUCCGAGCUGUAAUCUUUGUUUUCUGCCUGUGACCUGAGAUCUCUCUGCCUCCUCCCCCCGGGCUGAGAUCUCUGUCUUCUGAAAACCAUCUCUGCACAUGCUAGCCCCAGGUCAGCCUGCAGACAACCAAAGGCUAUUCCAAGGAGAGAGCCUGGAGCCAGAGAGAAUGACCCCGGGGACCCAGAGACCCCCAUCCCAGGAGUCGGUGACAUUCAAGGAUGUAGUUGUGCACUUCACCCUGGAGGAGUGGUGCCUGUUGGACCAUUCUGAGAAAGAGCUGUACAAGGAGGUCAUGCUGGACAAUGUCCAGACCCUUCUCUCUGUGGGGCUUCCAGUUUCCAGAGAAGAUCUGACCUCCUCUUCUCAGGAAGGGGGAGCACCAUGGCUUCUGGAGCCAAAAGGCCCAAGGCACCUUUGUCCAGAUGCAGUGAAAGAGAUGACUACAAAUUUGAGCAUUUCUGUGGAAGAAUCUGGCCAGCUAAGAUUCAUGAGUGACAGUCCCUGUGACUUCAAUGUGAGAGAAAUCUAUGACUCUGAUAUCAAGGUGGAUAAAAAUCCAAAGAAUCCAUGUGAAUCUGAUGAAGUUGGAAAGAGCUUCAUACAAUAUUCAGUCCUAAGUCACUGUGGGACAAUGUCCCCAAGGAAUGACUGUUUUGAGUACGGUAGAUAUAGGGAAUGCUUUACUGAACAGGUAGAACUUAUUCAGUCCCAUGAGAAGCCUCCUGAAGUAUUACUGCAUCAAGGUAAUCAACAGAAAAUGACUUUCAGCUUGAAUUCAGACCUUAGUGGAUAUCAGAAAAGUGAUAUUGGCAAAAAGCUUCAUCUAUGUAAUGAAGAACAGAAGUCCUUCAGCCAGAACUCUAAUCUUGUUACUCAUCAGAAAACUCACAUUAGAAGGGAGCCUGAUGAAUGUAAUGAAGGUGAAACAACUUUAUCCCUUCAUUCAUCUCUUCCUUACCAUGCUAGAUUUCAUACUGGUGAGAAAACAUGUUCAUAUAAUCAGUGUGAGAAGACCUUUUAUUUGAACUCAGAUCUAGUUAAACAUCAGAAGAUUCAUACCGCAGAGAAACCUUAUGAAUGUAAUCAGUGUGGGAAAACUUUCAGAUACAACUGCAGUCUUGUUAUCCAUCAGAGAACCCACACAGGAGAGAAACCUUAUGAAUGUAAUCAUUGUGGAAAGGGUUUUAUAAGGAGGUCUGAUCUGGCUACACAUCAGAGAAUCCAUACUGGAGAAAAACCUUAUAAAUGUAAUCAAUGUGGAAAAGCUUUCACUCAGAGCUCCAAUCUUUCUGUACAUCUGAGAAUCCACAAAAAGAAGAAUCCUUAUGGACAUAAUCAGUGUGAAAAUGCUUCCCAGUGGAACUCCAAUCUUGCUUCCCAUCAGAGAAUCCACACUGGAAAGAAACCUUAUGAAUGUAAUCAAUGUGGAAAAACUUUCACUCAGAGCUCCAAUCUUAAUACACAUCAGAGAAUUCAUAGUGGAGAGAAACCUUAUGAAUGUAAUCAGUGUGGGAAGACUUUCAGCUAUAACUCUAGUCUUGUAGCCCAUCAGAGAAUCCACAGAGGAGAGAAACCUUAUGAAUGUAAUCAGUGUGGAAAAGCUUUCACUCAUAGAUCCAAUCUUUAUGUACAUCAGAGGAUGCAUACAAGAAAGAAUUCUUUUGGACAUAAUCAGUGUGAAAAUACUUCCCAAUGGAAUUCCAAUCUUGAUUCCCAUCAGAAAAUCCACACUGGAAAGAAACCUUAUGAAUGUAAUCAAUGUGGAAAGACUUUCACUCAGAGCUCCAAUCUUAUUACACAUCAGAGAAUCCAUAGUGGAGAGAAACCUUAUGAAUGUAAUCAAUGUGGCAAGGCUUUCAUCAACAACUGCAGUCUUGUUAUCCAUCAGAGAAUCCACACAGGGGAGAAACCUUAUAAAUGUAAACACUGUGGAAAGGCUUUCACUCAAAGCUCCAAUCUUUCUGUACAUCAGAGAAUCCACAAAAAAAAGAAUCCUUAUGAACAUGAUCAGUGUGAAAAUGCUUCCCAAUGGAACUCCAAUCUUGCUUCCCAUCAGAGAAUCCACAGUGGAAAGAAACCUUAUGAAUGUAAUCAAUGUGGAAAGACUUUCCAACAGCACUCCAAUCUUAUUACCCAUCAGAGAAUCCAUAGUGGAGAGAAACCUUAUGAAUGUAAUCAGUGUGACAAGACUUUCAGGUACAGCUCCAGUCUUACUAUCCAUCAGAGAAUCCACAGAGGAGAGAAACCUUAUAAAUGUGAUCAAUGUGGGAAAGCUUUCACUCAUAGCUCCAAUCUUUCUGUACAUCAGAGAAUCCAUACAAAAAAUCCUUAUGGAAAUAAUCAGUGUGAAAAUACUUCCCAAUGGAAUUCCAAUCUUAAUUCCCAUCAAAAAAUUCACACUGGAAAGAAACCUUAUGAAUGUAAUCAGUGUGGAAAGACUUUCACUCAGAGCUCCAAUCUUAUUACACAUCAGAGAAUUCAUAGUGGAGAGAAACCUUAUGAAUGUAAUCAAUGUGGGAAGGCUUUCAGAUACAACUGCAGCCUUGUUGUACAUCAGAGAACCCACACAGGAGAGAAACCUUAUGAAUGUAAUCAGUGUGGAAAAGCUUUCACUGAUAGCUCCAAUCUUUCUGUACAUCAGAAAAUCCACCAAAAAAAGAAUCCUUAUGGACAUAAUCAGUGUGAAAAUGCUUCUCAAUGGAAUUCCAAUCUUGCUUCCCAUCAGAGAAUCCACACUGGAAAGAAACCUUAUGAAUGUAAUCAAUGUGGAAAGACUUUCCAACAGAACUCCAAUCUUAUUACCCAUCAGAGAAUUCAUAGUGGAGAGAAACCUUAUGAAUGUAAUCAAUGUGGAAAGGCUUUCAAACAUAGUUCCAGUUUUGAUACACAUCAGAGACUCCAUACUGGAGAGAAGCCUUAUAUAUGUAAUCACUGUGGGAAGACUUUCCGACAGAACUCCAAUCUUAUUACACAUCAGAGAAUCCACAGUGGAGAGAAACCUUAUCAAUGUAAUCAAUGUGGGAAAGCUUUCAAACAUAGUUCCAGUUUUGCUACACAUCAGAGACUCCAUACUGGAGAGAAACCUUAUGAAUGUAAUCAAUGUGGAAAGACUUUCCGAACAAAAUCCCAUCUUGCCUCCCAUCAGAGAAUGCACACUGGAGAGAAACCUCAUAAAUGUAAUCAAUGUGGAAAGGCUUUUACAAGGAGGUCUGGUCUAGAUACACACCAGAGAACCCACACUGGAGAGAAACCUUUUCAAUGUAAUCAAUGUGGAAAAGCUUUCACUCGGAGCUUCAAUCUUUCUGUACAUCAGAAAAUUCACACAAAAAACAUGCUUAUGAGUGUAAUCAAUGUGGAAAGCCUUGUCAAUGGAAUUCCCAUCUUGCUGCCCAUCACAGAAUCCACACUGUAAAGAAAGGUUUUGAAUGUAGUCAAUAUAGAAAGACUUUCCCGAGGCAGGCCAGUCCUGCUACACAUCAAAAACCACACUGGAGAGAAACGUUAUGAACAUAAUCAAUAAGGAAAGGUUUUCUCAUUUCAUUACAACCUUGCUGAACAUAAAAGAAUCCACACUGCAGAGAAAGCUGAUUGUAAUGAAUGUGGAAAGGCUUUGCUACAGAGCUGCAGUCUUGGGGAACAUCUAAGACUCCAUUGUACAGAGAAACUUCUUGAGUGUCAUGAACAUGGCAGGUGCUUUAGUUAUCAAUUCUAAGUCUACUGAACUUGAUAUAAUCCAUACUGGGGAGAAUCUUUAGAAUAUUUCUCAUCAGAGCAUUCGUACUGGAGAAAAGUCAUAUUAGUAUAAUGAGGAAAGGCAUUGAGAUGAAGUACAGAGCUUGUUCCACAUAAGAAAAAUCAUUCUAAUGCAGAGCUCUAGAUUGAGUCACUGUCAGAAGCCCUUCAGACAGAGAUCAUCUUUUUACAUCAGAGGAUUCAUAUUGGACAGAAAACUUAUACAUGUUCUCAAAGGGGGAUGUGCUUUACUCUGCAAGAGCAAUAUCAGUAGACAACAGGGUAUUCAUAUUGGAAUGAAGGCCUAUGAAAGCAGUGAUUAUGGAAAGGCCUUCCUUGACCUAGAGGUCCUACUUGAUUGUAUCUUAGAGAAUUCAUGCUAGAGAUGAAACUUUUAGAUCGAAUGAACAAGAGGUCUCUUAUUGCAGCACAGACUUGAUACAUUUCCCAAUAUAGAGACCUCAAUAGAUAGCAUAGAUUUCCUACUGUGCAAAAAGUCCUGUAAUUGGAAUA